CGCCUGUGAUGUGGGGUCUGUGGCGUGGCGUAGCACAUUUCGACGCAUGCGAGAAAGAACCCGCUCAUCCACCAACCCCCAAUUCGACAACCCCUGGGGAGAAAACUAGUUCACACAACACAUUCCACAGUCCACCCGUACAGAAUCGCCCCUUUGGCAACCUCACUCCUUCUCACAACACACCCAACCAAACGCAUAGCAAGCAAACAUGGGUCUCGGUGGCGGCAACAAGUCCAAAGGCAAGAAACCCGCCCGUGGCGGUGCCAAGCAGUUCACCCCCGCCCGAGUCCUCCGCGGCCAAGGCGACGUCUGGGACCAACCCCGCGAAGAGAAACCCGAAGGCGAGGUGUCCGGGUCCGAGGAAGAAUCCAGCGAAGAGGAAGAGUCGUCCUCAGAAGACGAGACACAACAGGACCUGCCACCACCUGCAAUCGCAUUCAACCCCAAACUCGGAAAUUCCGCGCCUGUCGAGGCUCCAGGAGACGCUGCGGCCCGGAAGAAGAAGGCUGCAGCGGCAGCGGCGAGACGCAAGGCGGGCAGUGAUGACGAGGACGAGCAGAUCGCCAACCCGAACAGGGCAGCCAAGCAGCACUUGAAGGCUAGUGAUCUGGGAGCCUCGGGGGGAGGUGAACGGGAGCUGAGCAGGAGGGAGAGGGAGGCGCUGGAGAAGGAGCGGGCGAAGGCGGCGUUCUGGAAGGCGCAGGCGGAGGGAAAGACCGACCAGGCUCGUGCCGAUAUGGCGAGGUUGGCUAUAAUCAGGAAACAAAGGGAGGAGGCCGCCAAGAGGAAGGCCGAGGAGGCUGCAGCUAAAGGCAAAGCCACCGGCUCCAAAGCAGAAUCUCUCAACGCCGGCAAAGGGAUUAUCUCCAAAACCCUCGGAAAGAACAAGAAAUAGGAGUUUCGUGUAUGUAGUGUAUCUUAAUUUACUGCCGUUUGCUUGCAUGUCAGUUGUACUACAGCUCUAUAGACCGCACUCUUGUACAUAAAGCAAUCCCUGGUCCACCCGUGAUUAUCACUGCGGACCACU
Molecule: messenger RNA, 1027 nt
Organism: Fimicolochytrium jonesii
Lineage: Eukaryota; Fungi; Chytridiomycota; Chytridiomycetes; Spizellomycetales; Powellomycetaceae
Product: casein kinase substrate phosphoprotein PP28-domain-containing protein
Exons: 2
Coding region: 209-895 (228 amino acids)
Cellular component (GO): cytosol
Molecular function (GO): RNA binding
Source: RefSeq, a predicted model, not a curated record